AUGGAUAAAGUUAGAGAGAAGUUGAACAACUUGAAGUUGGAAGCCGAGUCGUGGCAAGAGAAGUACGAGGAGUUGAAGGAGAAGAACAAAGAAUUGGAGCAGGAGAAGACUGAUCUGGAGAACCAGGCCAAGGCUUUGACUGUCAAGAACCAGUCUCUUGAGGAGGAAGUUGAGAAGUUGGAGAGUGGUGCUGAUCAGUCCCGUGGCUUGGAACAGGAGAAGACUGAUCUGGAGAACCAGGUGAAGGCUCUGACUGUCAAGAACCAGACUUUGGAAGAAGAAGUCGAGAAGCUGGAAUCUGAGUUGUCUGAAUUGAAGCAAACCUCUGAGGAGUCCACUACUCUAAGGUCCAACAACGAGAACUUCACCAAGAAGAACCAGCAAUUGGAGGAGGAGCUUGAAGAGAGUGACGCCAAGUUGAAGGAAACUACGGAGAAGUUGAGAGAAUCUGACCUAAAGGUCGAUCAAUUGGAGAGAAGGGUCACUGCCUUGGAAGAAGAAAGAGACGAGGCCGAGAAGAAGAACGAAGAAUUGACCGCCAAGUACGAAGAAGCAAAGAAGGAAUUGGACGAGAUUGCCGCUUCCCUAGAAAACUUGUAA
Molecule: messenger RNA, 600 nt
Organism: Nakaseomyces glabratus
Lineage: Eukaryota; Fungi; Ascomycota; Saccharomycetes; Saccharomycetales; Saccharomycetaceae
Gene: TPM1
Product: tropomyosin TPM1
Biological process (GO): mitotic cytokinesis; actin filament organization
Cellular component (GO): actomyosin contractile ring; actin filament
Molecular function (GO): actin filament binding
Source: RefSeq, a predicted model, not a curated record